Arabidopsis lyrata subsp. lyrata is the source of this 2967-nucleotide messenger RNA. Its product is annotated as U-box domain-containing protein 33. Bases 226 to 2730 code for a protein of 834 amino acids. The transcript has 10 exons. Gene Ontology annotation, biological process: protein phosphorylation; protein ubiquitination. The record is from RefSeq and is a predicted model, not a curated record. Gene Ontology annotation, molecular function: ubiquitin-protein transferase activity; ATP binding; protein kinase activity. Lineage: Eukaryota; Viridiplantae; Streptophyta; Magnoliopsida; Brassicales; Brassicaceae.
AUUUUAAUUCUCUUUCCCUCUUAUCUCUGAGUUUCUUGCCGUGAGUUUUGGUUGGUCUGACCAAGAGUCGUUUUAUUUGGUCAAUACGUUUCGAAAUUGAUAUCAAACUCUUUCUUCUUCUUCUUCUUCUUCCGUAUCCUUAGACUCUAGGGUUUCACUACGAUUCGAGUGUUUCUAGUCAAAUUGAAUCAAACGAUCUGGUUUUUCGGAUUUGGUAUUGGAGCAAUGGCUUUGGUGACUCCAAUUCCAGCAAUGGGUGAAAGAGCUGGAUCCAUGAGAUUUCACGGAAUUGGUAGCCCAGGAUCAAGGUCUAGUAGGAGCGGGAUUAUGGACGAACCUGUUUCGCGCCUGAUUGACGAGAAAAUCUUCGUUGCUGUGGAUAAGCACGUGGCCAAGAGCAAGUCUACACUCAUUUGGGCUUUGCAAAACACUGGCGGCAAGAAGAUUUGCCUUAUUCAUGUUCAUCAGCCCUCCCAAAUGAUUCCACUUAUGGGCGCCAAAUUUCCAGUUGGUGCUGUCAAGGAGGAAGAAGUCAGGGCUUUCAGGGAAAAAGAAAGGGAGAAAGUGCAUAUGAUCUUAGACGACUACCUUCGUAUAUGCCAGCAGAGAGGGGUCAGGGCAGAAAAGAUGUUUAUUGAAAUGGAGUCCAUCGAGAAUGGAAUUGUGCAGCUGAUCUCGGAGCUGGGAAUCAGGAAGCUUGUCAUGGGAGCAGCAGCAGAUAGACACUAUUCAAGGAGAAUGACGGAUCUGAAGUCCAGGAAAGCCAUCUUUGUACGCCGAGAAGCACCUAGUCUUUGUCAAAUAUGGUUUACUUGCAAAGGAUACUUGAUACAUACAAGGGAAGCUACGAUGGACGACACUGAAUCAGAAUAUGCAUCUCCGCGUCCUUCCAUAAGUGCAAGUGAUCUACUUCAAACUUUCUCUACACCGGAGUCUGAACAUCAGCAUAUAUCUCGAGUACAGAGCACCGAUUCAGUUCAACAAUUAGUAAGCAAUGGAAGUUCAACUGAACACAGCGGGAGGGUGUCGGAUGGGUCUUUAAAUACUGAUGAAGAGGAGAGAGAAUCUGGUGGCAGUGAAGUAACGGGAAGUGCAACAGUUAUGAGUUCUGGCCAUUCAUCUCCCUCCAAUUUUCCGGAUGGGGUGGAUGAUUCAUUCAACGAUAAAAUUCGAAAAGCCACGUCAGAGGCUCACAGUUCAAAACAAGAAGCUUUUGCAGAGACUCUUAGGCGACAAAAAGCCGAAAAAAACGCACUUGAUGCAAUCAGAAGGGCUAAACAAUCAGAAAGUGCAUAUUCUGAGGAGUUGAAGCGAAGGAAAGAUAUGGAGAUAGCAGUAGCGAAAGAGAAAGAGAGAUUUGUAACAAUAAAAAACGAGCAAGAGGUAAUCAUGGAAGAACUUCAAAGUGCUAUGGAUAAGAAAGCGAUGCUUGAGAGCCAAAUAGCAGAAUCCGAUGGUACAAUGGAAAAGCUAAACCAGAAGCUUGAUAUAGCUGUGAAGUUGCUGCAAAAGUUGAGGGAUGAACGAGAGGAGUUGCAGACAGAACGUGACAGGGCACUCAGAGAAGCUGAGGAGUUAAGGAGUCGAGCAGAAACCUCAACCCUACAGUUACCUCAGUACUUCACGGAUUUCUCAUUCUCCGAGAUUGAGGAAGCAACUAAUCACUUUGAUUCGACCCUGAAGAUUGGGGAAGGUGGAUAUGGAAGCAUCUACAUUGGUUUACUGCGUCAUACUCAGGUGGCUAUAAAAAUGUUGAAUCCUAACAGUUCGCAAGGCCCUGUAGAAUAUCAACAGGAGGUUGAUGUGCUAAGUAAAAUGAGGCAUCCAAAUAUAAUUACGCUAAUUGGAGCAUGUCCAGAGGGGUGGAGUCUUGUCUAUGAAUAUCUUCCAGAUGGAAGCCUUGAAGACAGGCUUAAUUGCAAGGAGAACUCUCCACCCUUGUCGUGGCAAAAUCGUGUACGCAUUGCCACUGAGAUAUGCGCAGCACUAGUCUUUCUUCAUUCCAAUAAAGCUCAUAGCUUAGUACAUGGUGAUUUGAAGCCAGCAAAUAUCCUUCUCGAUUCCAAUCUCGUUAGCAAGUUAAGUGACUUUGGAACCUGCUCACUACUUCAUCCUAGUGGAAGCAAAAGUGUGAGAACUGAUGUCACGGGCACAGUUGCCUAUUUGGAUCCAGAAGCUUCCAGUAGUGGAGAGCUAACUCCGAAGUCAGAUGUGUACUCGUUUGGGAUUAUCUUAUUGCGCUUGUUGACCGGGAGACCAGCCUUACGGAUAUCAAACGAAGUGAAGUAUGCCCUCGAUAAUGGAACAUUGAACGACCUCUUGGACCCUUUAGCAGGGGACUGGCCCUUUGUUCAGGCUGAGCAGCUUGCUCGCUUGGCAUUGAGAUGCUGCGAGACUGUCAGCGAGAAUCGUCCAGAUCUUGGAACUGAAGUGUGGAGGGUACUUGAACCUAUGAGGGCUUCUAGUGGAGGAUCUUCAUCUUUCCAUCUCGGCCGUAAUGAGCACCGCAUAGCCCCUCCAUACUUCAUUUGCCCCAUUUUCCAGGAAGUCAUGCAGGAUCCACACGUGGCUGCAGACGGUUUCACAUACGAAGCAGAGGCUAUAAGAGCGUGGCUGGACAGUGAACACGAUACUUCACCAAUGACCAAUGUCAAGCUUUCUCACACCAGCCUAAUCGCCAACCAUGCUCUUCGUUCUGCUAUUCAAGAGUGGCUUCAACAUCAUUUGUGAAAAUAAAAUCCUUCGAACCCUCAAUCCCUGUUCGUUCUCUUAUGAAAAAAAGUUUUUGCCUUUUCUGCGGGAGGCAACAGAGAGUAAGUGAGUGAGUGAGUUUAGUUUUUUCAAUCUUCCUUAUACGUAUACAUACGAUCUCUCCAUGGAUAGCAAGCAUAUUUGUUUACUUUGUCAAGCAUAGUGUAAGUCCUCCAUAUUUGUCAGAUAUGAAAAGAAGAAGCUGGUGAGAUUGUA